GAAGAACGAAAUGUGGCCAUAGCGAUGACCUUGAGGUGGUAGAGAAUUUCGAUAUUGACGUUUACAAAGUCUUCUCCUAUUGGUUCUCCCCACCGCUUGUCACUCAGCACUGUCAAAGGUGUCAAAUAUCUCGCCGUUAUAAUUUUCAUCAUUACAAUUUUUGCGUCGAGUAGUGAAGUGUUUGCGUUGAUUAAUUUCCGUACCUUUAUUUCUCCGUGAUAAUUGUGAUAUUCAGUGCUACUUGGCAUUUUGAUCUUCAAAAUGCUUCGCAAGUGCUGUAUACCCGGCUGUGAUAGCAGUAGUAAACGAAAGGACGUUAUGCUGCACAAAAUGCCAGCAGCGAGUGAAAAAGUGAUAAUGUGGAAGAAAACUAUGUCGGCAGUAUUCAACUUGUUCGAAGGUUUGGCAUCAGAUGAAAUCGGCAAACUGUACGUUUGCCACAAACACUUCGAAGCCAGAUACAUCUCUUCAAAGUUGCGCUUACGGCCAAACGCGUGUCCAACAUUAUUUACUGAAGAAGAAAUCACCACGGGAACACCGGCUCGCCCUUCGGUUGAACGAGGAUUCAUUGAACUUGAAAUGAGGAACUCUGACCACUCGUAUGCAAGGAGAUGUCAUAUUGACCACACUUAUGCCAUGAGCGCACCAACAAAUAAUUCAGAUGAUGCUGCUGGUUUACCGCCACACAUCACAACUGGAGCUGAUUCAGGUGGAGUUACACUGGAACAUAUUACACCGAGCGUAGAACUGUCUAUUGAGCCGUCAUCCUGUCUUAAUUCAGAGUGCGUCCAAUCCAGCGCAGAUCAAGCCUGCUCGUCGCUCGUCACGGCUGUGAUGUCGUCGUUUGAGCCAACUUCACCACAAACAGUGGUGGACUCAUCAAAGACUAAUGCGGCUCAGGCUUGCAUCACAACUCCGGGGCCAUCUGUUGAUUCAAAUGCGGAAAAAACAGAGCCUGCACGAGCAUCGGGUGUUAAAGAAAAAAACAGGCGAAAACAACGAACAGCGAAAUGGUCUUGUCGCAAACGACUACGAGUUGUAUCAAACACCGAGCAACUGUCGCCAGAGUGCGAAGUGUUGUACGCACAUUAUAAGAAAGCGACAAAACAAGCAGAUUACUUCAGACGAGCUAAGAUGGCGUCUAAGCUAUCACAAGAGGAUUCUUUUAAAAAAUUAGUGGCAGGAAUGAACUCGGUAGCAAGAAAAUUUCUGUGGAUGCAGGUUAAACUCUGUACUAAGAGUAAAAAAGGCAUAAGGUUUAGCCUAGAGGAAAAAGUAAUUGGCCUCUCAAUAAUGAAACAAAGCCCGAAAUGCUAUCGAUUCUUACAGAGAAUAUUUAUUCUGCCGUCCAAAACGACAUUAAAUACGUUGUUGCAGAAUGUGAACAUCGAAGCUGGCAUCAAUACCCAAGUGUUUGAUGUCAUUAAACAAGAGGUCAGCGAAUGGAAUGAGGCCAAAAAAAUGUGUUCCAUAAUAUUUGAUGAGAUGAAGUUGGACGCUGGCAUCCAUUACUCUAGGAAACGUGACAAUAUCACUGGAUUCGUAGAAUUGUCUGAAAAGACCAACCACUUGGCCGACCACGCUCUAGCAUUUAUGAUUAAAGGCGCGGUUCAUAAGUGGCAACAGCCGGUGGCGUAUUACUUCUCCGAAGGUGCCGCGUCGGGUCCGCAGAUGAAGGCCAUCAUCAAGGACAUAGUGGCCGCCGUGUGCGAGACGGGGCUUCAGCCUAUCGCUUUGAUAAGCGACCAGGGGACUUCAUUUCAAAGCGCCUUUAAAAGCCUUCAAGAGGAAACUAAAAGAUCACAAAUCUUAGCAGGCCAGAAUACCGACGACACUAUACACUUAAAUGGCCAUAGUCUUAGUGUAGUGUAUGACCCGCCACAUUUAAUCAAAGGAGUGAGGAAUAACUUCUUGACGAAGCAUAUUAUAAUGGACGGCAAAGUGUCGAAGUGGCAAGACUUGGUGGACGUGUACCGCACGGACUGCCGCCACGCGCAAGCUCGCCUGCUGCACAAGCUCAACGACGAGCACAUACUCCCGGCGAAAAUCAAGAAAAUGAAGGUGAAAAACUGUGUGCGUGUUUUCAGUCAAACCAUGGCAGCAGCUUUAUCUUACACAGCUUCAUUUUCGCACUACGCGGACGGCACGCCUGUGUGCGCUACGCUGUCCAACACGGCAGAACUGGUGGCCUUCCUCGAUGACCUGUUCGACAGCGUCAACGGCGGCAGCACCCACCACAAGCACACAAAGGGAAAGCAACUGCGGACUGCCGCCCGGCCCCUCGGCAGAGUGCCCAUCACGAUCAGCAUUCAUUAG
Messenger RNA from Leguminivora glycinivorella, 2316 nucleotides. RefSeq lists its product as uncharacterized. The record is from RefSeq and is a predicted model, not a curated record. NCBI's taxonomy places the organism in Eukaryota, Metazoa, Arthropoda, Insecta, Lepidoptera, Tortricidae. The coding region runs from base 262 to 2316 and encodes 684 amino acids. The transcript is spliced from 11 exons.